CCACGUGCGACAUCAAUGCUUUGUACUUCAAAAGUCUCUUUUGUUUCUCGAAAGCAAAAGCGUGUGCAGCCGUCUAUCUGAUGUUUUGCCUCGGGUAUUUUGUUGCCUGAACCCAGGUCGCUCGCUACCUACGGGUAGAGUUCACGUCAUCUGCGUCGAUCAAUGCGGGGCGCGCUUACCGAGAAGGCGUCACCUCAAAAAAAAGUUAUGCCCGCCAAAAAAACGUCGUCCGUAUCAAUGACAGCUAAACUUCGAGAAGCUGAACACCUCAGCCUCCCGCCUUUCUGUGGUGGAACCCUACAAUCUCCCUUCUCGUCUCACGUCCUGUAGGUACAGACUACGGAGGUACAAGUGACAGAAAACGGUGGAUGUCAUCCAUCCAUCUAUGCGGUACUGGACCAGUUUGAGUUUCCAGUUUCGUCGUCCCAGAAAUAUACACCUUCCCCGGCCUUUCCUUGAGACGGGCAGCUGGGGCUCUGGGGAUUUCCAAAUCUGCCCUUAAUUUGAGACUCCCGCAGCCAUUGAACAAUGUUAUGUCAUAAAGUCGCGCAAGGGGGCUUUUAGAGUAGUGGGGUGGUGCGAAUGGUUGGUCGGGUGGGAGAUCAGCCUCGCCUAUUCAUGAUUCGUCCUCCGCCGCCACGCAACCCUGGGAUUUAAGUAUGAGCAUGAUGGGUCAACCCCGCCAGCCCACCACCAGAGCACAACAUCUCCCAUGGGCACAGAAAGAGAUGCACCCUCCCAUCCCAUUCUACACAGUCAAUGACUAGCUCUCGAUUCAUAUCUCGGGGUACAACUGAAAGUACUUUCCGCAUGGUAAUGACUAGCCACCCCUCCCCCUCGUCCGGCCCCGUUCAACAACCGUUGUCCGUCAAUUACUACAAUUUUGGGGUCUCCCCGUCAUUAAAUCUAAUUUCGUUCUCGACCAAAGAAACUUGUUUCUCGAGAGUCCUGCCAAAUUUACCACCCUCGCCGCAGAAGAAGUAGGAUCAAAUUUCCUCCAACUUCUACACCACCUCGUCCUCUCAUCCGAGCUCUUUCAGCAUACCAACACGAAUCCAACUCGUCGAUUGAUGGUAAAGGCUGACCAGAAUAUUCACUUCCGUCUACCUUUCACUCCCAGAUGGCAGCUGGUUUUCGGCGGCAGCAUGACUUAAUUUUGACAAUCUUCAUACACGGAACUCUCAUGUCGUGCCAACAAUAACAUGGUGUCCAAGGAAAUACCAUCAAGAGGUGACGCCACGCUCGUCGUGACUACCGUCACAUUUUCCCUUGCAACAGUGUUUGUCGUUGCGAGGCUUAUCAGCCGGUUUGUGAUUUUAAAGACUCGCACAGCCGAUGAUUGGUGUAUGAUAGUGGCAUGGGUGAGUGAAGAACAGCCAAUUUACAGACAUAAACUAAUACAUCCAAGUUCCUGGCUUUUGGACUGUCCUUCUCCAUUGACUACGGUACUGCUAAAGGUUUGGGACGCCGUGAUGUGGAUAUACCUUCCGACUGGCUUCCGUCACUACGACGUGCUGAAUAUGCAUUUACCAUCCUCUACGUGAGUUCUGUCUUGCCUAUACUUUUACUUGUCCCCAAUCGCAGUGGACAAAAGAAUUCGCAGUAAACCAUUCCUUCGCUAUUCCUUUCUUCUAGGCAAGUCAUUCAAAACUUUGGGGACAAUUGGUUCAACUGUCCUAGAAUCUUUAGUUAAUGGAAUAUGCGAGAUAUAUCUGGAAUCAAUAUGGGGUUGCAAGAGGGCUUGCUCUAACACAUUAUAGAACCCGGCCUUGAUGGCAACCAAAACCUCCAUUUUAAUAUUCUACCUUCGAAUGGCGAAGUGUGCCCAGAACCGUUUGAGACUCGCUUCCUACAUCACAUUGGCCUUGGUCAACAUCGGCGGGUUUACAUUGACCUUCUUGAACGCAUUCCAAUGCAAUCCUGCCAGUGCCGCUCAUGACAUCCAUCAGAUUGGGGCAAAAUGCAUGUCUAUAGUGACUCUGUAUUUAUGUUCUGCCCCGGUCAACAUUUUUACAGAUCUCGCCAUUCUCGUUCUACCUAUUCCCGUAUUGACUGGCAUGCGAUUGCCAUCUAGACAAAAAACAGUGUUGAUUGUUACUUUUACGUUGGGAAUUUUCGUCACAAUCGUUGAUGUUAUCAGAAUCUUCUACCUCCAGCAGUCCUCCGAUCAGCUUUCUACCCGAAAAAAUACAUUCGGAGCGACGACGGAUUUCGGCUGGUAUGCCAGUACUGCAUUUUUGUGGUCUGCCGUUGAAGUCAAUGUUGGAAUAAUUUGCGCAUGUAUUCCAACACUGAAGCCUCUCGUCAAACGCAUCCUUCCAAACAUUCUGAGAGAUUCGAAUCAUACAAUUGCAACAAAAGCAGGAUCACUGAACUCGCAGAUGGAUCACAUACACGAUCGAUUACCUUCCACAGCUGGAGACGAACCAAGAGCUCGACCUCCCGGUGCUCUUCCUCCCCACGAGCAAGGAAGAGACCAUGAAGCUGAGGUGGAUAUGAUGGAUUUCCUGACGACCCCACAAGGCAUGGAGAACAUCAAUACGCCCGGCGGCACUAUGACUAUGGCACCCACUGAAAGGUCUCAUACAUUGCAAACGAACAAAACAAGCGAUAAUUCGCUAUAUUUUGGUUUUGUUAAUAUGAAAAGACCUAAGAGUAUGCUCAAAACACAUGGGACGGAAUCAUUCAAAUAUUGCGCCAUGGUAACUACCCUUUUCUUCCUGUGGGGGUUCUCUUAUGGCCUUCUGAAUAUUUUGAAUAAUGAGAUUUUUAUCAUUGCGAAGCAGACCACGGAACAGCUUCUGGGACUGACAGCAGCAUACUUUGGAGCAUAUUUCUUCGGAGCUAUGACUGUUGGACAAUGGACACUUCGACAUUGUGGAUUCAAGACCACUUUUGUUGUUGGGUUGUGCAUUUACGGAACUGGGACAUUGUGUUUCUGGCCUUCAGCUGUCUUGUUCUCCUAUCCUGGCUUUAUUAUCUCCAACUUUGUGGUUGCAUUUGGACUUUCCGUGCUCGAGACUGCGGCAAAUCCAUUCAUCGCACUCUGCGGUCCGAGCUCCUCAGCCGAGUUUCGCCUCCUCAUGGCUCAGGGAGUGCAAGCGGUGGGAAGUGUUCUCAGUCAGUUAUUGGCAGAAAAAGUGUUAUUUCAAGAUCUGCGCAACAAUAGCUUGAUUGAUAUUCAAUGGGCUUAUCUCGCGGUUGCAUUGUUUACUGUUAUCCUCGCCUUAUUCUUUCACUAUAUGCCUCUACCCGAGGCAACUGACGCCGACCUCCAAAUUCAAGCCGACAAUCUUGGAGUGGAUCAUAAGGAAACUGUCUUUUCACCAAAUAUUCGCCUCAUAUACGUCACUCUAGGAUUAGCCGUUUUCUCUCAAUAUUGUUACGUCGCUGCUCAAGAAAGCAUGUCUGUCUGGAUCAGUAGCGCGCUCCAGGCCGCCGAGGGCUUAGGCAAGGGCACCCUCACAAUCGACAACUUUAUCCUCGUAGGACACACCACCUUCGCUAUCGGAAGAUUCCUCUUCGGGGCACUCUGUCUCAUAAUCCAUCCGCGCAUUCUCCUCCUCCUUGCCCUCCUCGGCUGUCUUCUAUUCUCCACACUUAUCAUGGCUCUUCACAUCCCCAUCAACGGCCUUGCCGGCCCAACACUAGUGUUCUAUUUCUUCGAAGGACCUGUUUUCCCCAUGGUCUACGCCAUAGGCAUCCGAGGUCUAGGGAAACGAACAAAAAUAGGGGCCUCGGCUAUCGCAGCAGCGACUAGUGGUGGUGCGAUGUUCCCGUUCGUCAUGUUUGCCGUGCAGAGAUUGGGUGGGAAAAGUGUACAAUAUUCGUUCUGUAUCAUCGUUGCCCUUUCGGCGUUUGGACUUUUAUUCCCGGUUUAUCUUAAUCUUGUUCCCAAGGCGAGGAAGCAGGUUGAUCCUACGUAUUAUCCGGCGGUUGGAGAGCCGGUUCGGAGGCUGAGUAAUAUUUUGGGAGCGGGGAUUGGGAAGAUUCGUGGGUCGCGGAGUGAGGAGAUGAGAAGUCCUGGGUUGCCUACUUAUGAACAUAAGGAGGGGAGAGGGGACAGUUGGGGGGUGGAUAGAGAUGAUGUGAAGGGAUGAUGGGAUUCUUUUCUUUCGACUGCUCCAUUUCUUUUGAAUUUUUGGCGUUGGCAUUGGGUCGUCGGCAGGCAGUCCGAUGAUUGAUCUUUUUUGCAUUAUUCUAUUUCACCUUGUUUUGCAAUCAAGCGAGCGGCAUUCUUGCGCAUAUUUUGCGAUGGCGUUUAUGGGGGGUUUUAAACGUUUUUCUUUCCUAUUCUUUUGGUUUUUUAUAUAGCAUAUAUAUGUUUUGGCGACAUAGCGAAUGGGCGUUUGG
Messenger RNA from Hymenoscyphus albidus, 4353 nucleotides. The record is from the annotation of a GenBank genome assembly. NCBI's taxonomy places the organism in Eukaryota, Fungi, Ascomycota, Leotiomycetes, Helotiales, Helotiaceae.